This is a messenger RNA of Siniperca chuatsi (mandarin fish), 4066 nucleotides long. RefSeq names its product potassium channel, subfamily K, member 1b (gene kcnk1b). The transcript is spliced from 3 exons. Gene Ontology annotation, molecular function: potassium ion leak channel activity. The coding region runs from base 260 to 1267 and encodes 335 amino acids. Gene Ontology annotation, cellular component: membrane. The record is from RefSeq and is a predicted model, not a curated record. Lineage: Eukaryota; Metazoa; Chordata; Actinopteri; Centrarchiformes; Sinipercidae. Gene Ontology annotation, biological process: potassium ion transmembrane transport; stabilization of membrane potential.
AUGGAGGAUCUCUAGUCAAAAUACUGUUCUCAUCGUCAAAUUGGGACAUUUCCGACUGCACCUGAAAGCCUCAAAUGCCACAGCAGGUUUCGCGGAGGGGGAAGAGAAGCUUUGUUUUUAACAACAUCCCUCUCCAAGGAUAUAUUUCGGUAACGUAACACGGAAGACGGUUAAGUUAAUAACGUUAGUUUAUUAUUGUAUUUAUAUCAACCCGUAACGUAACACCGAGGUGAUAUAGGCUAUAGGCUACCUCUUAAAAAUGCUCCAGUCUCUAGCCAGUAAUUCGUGUGUGCGGUUGAUACAGAGUCACAAAUCGACGUGGUAUUUUGCAUCUCUAGUCUUGGGGUAUCUGCUUUAUCUCAUAUUCGGCGCUGUUGUCUUUUCUUCGGUCGAGCUGCCUUAUGAAGACCUCCUGCGCCAGGAGCUGAGGGCCGUUAAAAAACAGUUCCUCCAGGAAAAUGAAUGUCUGUCCGAGGAGCGUCUGGAGCGGUUUCUAAAGAAAGCACUGGAUGCCAGUAAUUAUGGGGUUUCCAUCCUCAAUAACGCCUCAGCCAACUGGAACUGGGACUUCACCUCUGCGCUGUUUUUUGCGAGCACCGUGCUGUCCACUACAGGAUAUGGCCACACAGCACCACUGUCAGAUGGUGGGAAGGCCUUCUGUAUCAUCUACUCAGUGAUAGGCAUCCCCUUCACCCUCCUCUUCCUCACUGCUGUGGUGCAAAGGAUCAUGGUGUUCAGCACACGGAGGCCGGUCACGUACAUCCACACGCACUGGGGCCUGUCCAAGCCACUGGUGGCCAUCGUUCAUGCCACUCUGCUCGCCAUGUUGGCCGUUUCUUGCUUCUUCCUCAUCCCCGCCGCCAUCUUCUCAUCACUGGAGGAGAACUGGAACUUCCUGGAGUCCUUCUACUUCUGCUUCAUUUCCCUCAGCACCAUUGGCCUGGGAGACUACGUACCUGGAGAGGCUGUUAAUCAGAGGUUCAGGGAGCUUUACAAAGUCGGCAUCACUGUCUACCUGAUCCUGGGUCUGAUAGUCAUGCUGGUGGUGCUGGAGACCUUCUGCGAGCUGCAGCAACUGAAGCAGCUGAGGAAGAUGUUCUACCUGAAGAAGGAGAAGCCGCAGGACCGCCUCGCCAUUUUGGAGCACGACCACCUGUCCUUCACUACUGUGUCCAAAAGAGCUACAGCCCACAAUGACGACAAAACCCACCCAUUUGUCAGUGUCCCAACUCUGGCCUCUCCCAAUGAUGACCCCAUGAUCCAGUAAACAUCGACAGAGCAAACAUCUAUUGAAGGAUGAAAACAUGAAAGUAGGGGGGAAAAUGCACGCAAGACUAUAAAUAGAUCAGAUAAGUAGAAUGAGUAGAUCGUAAGUCUCAGCUGUAGGCAUUCUGCAAAGCUCAACCAUGCAAAGUUUAGUAGUAAAACUAGUUGAAACUAUUCAGAUCAAGCAAACAAUCUCCUUUAGCAAACCACAAUACUGACAAUAUAGUGCUAUGCAGCAGAGAUUCAAUUUAUGUACAUUAAUAAGGCAAAAAAAUAUAUAUUUUAACAGUUACUAUAAAAACAAAAUCAGUGAUAAAAGAAAAGCCUUGCCUUUAUGAGCUGUAUUAUUUAUUGCAUAUUUAGGAACAUUUUAGAAAGUAAUUGGUCUCUUAAAUCUAGCUGAAAUAUAGGAGACUUCUCUAAUCUGUCACAAAAUAGUUCAUAAAUAUGUAUGUAUCUUAUAAAUAGAGAUGCUUGACAGGUCUGUGGAAUGUACAUAAUCAGGUAAAUGUUUUAAGAUGUACAGCCAUGUAGAAUUAACACACCUGUUAAAGAUGAGCCAAAGUGUAGCCAAAACAUAAAAACAACUCAAAUAAUUAAGUUCAAAGUUUUUUGUUGGGGAAACUCUGAAAUGGGGCCUGAUUUUCCAUCACAUAAUGUGGGUCGCAUGGUUGACUGAAAGAGAUGUUGCAGUCGAUCCUGAACAAAGCACCUGAAAGAAUAGGCAAUACAUUUUAUGAACAAUGAGUGAGCUGAGCUCAGAAGAAGAUCCUGAAAGUACAACAUAUUUGUUUGCAAAACAACAGACGUUGUUUAAGAAACUGCCAGGAAGAAACAAUUUACUCUACAUAUGAGAACAUGGUUUUACAGUCUAUGUUUUGUAGCAUUUUUGGCUCAUCUUUAUAGAGGUGUCCAUAUUCUGGUUGCACUCCACAUUGUCACAUUUCAUUGUGAAGGGAAAUAUUUGUCUGCAGAUAUGUGUACUUUCUCAACAUCAUCAUCUCAGCAGUGCUAUUUCAAAGUUGUCCGUGUGUGAUGAUAAGCACUAUAACUUAUUGAUUUGUCUGAAUGGCUUAAUGUUUGCUGGACUGUGUGAAAAGGGAAGUGAGGUUAGCCUAGUUCAAAAAGGGAACCACAGUGGGCGGGCUGGUCCGUUGCAUUUUACUGUCAAUAAAGAGAGCUUAGUUUGCACAUGUACUGGAGCCAGGCAGUAGUACAGAAAAAAAUAACAGGUUCCAAAGAUUUCAUCCGUAAAAAAAAGGAGAUAUUUUUAAUGGAAAAAUAAUAUUUUACAUUUGUCGUGGAUGAUCUGUAAAGGCUUGACAAUUGUUCUAACCAAGAAAAUAGCAAGAUGUUGAACAGAAACUACUUUUCUGUAUUUACAUCACUUCAGUGUAGAAAUGUGAUUAUUAAAUAUAACAUGAGGAACGUUUACAAAAUGUUGUUAGUAAUUAAUGAAAUUAAUUCUGCAUUCAUUAGGGAAACUUGAAACUGUAAAUUCAAGCAGCAGGAGAGCAAUUAAAACAUCCCAGUUCUGAUUAUCUACCACAUCAGUUUUUAAUCUGGUCAUCAACCAAGGAUAACUGUCCAUAAUUGGAAUUCAAACCAGUGGAUGUACAGUUGCAAGUUUGUAUGACAUUGACAUUGCACUCCUCUGUGUAUUUAAAAAAAAAAAAAUUAUUUGUAUCUGGAGGAAAAGUGUUGCGACAGAAGUACUAAUUUCAUGCCAUUAUCCGUCCUCUGAUAUUUUGGCGCAAAUAGACACCCACACAUACAGUGUAGCAUACUGCUGUUAUGCAGACUUGUUUGUCAUAUAUACUUUUUAGAACAUUUAAUAGAAAGACAUGCAUUUACAUACAUGCUUUAUGAAUUGAAUUUUUUAUGUCCCAGUCUCUGUAUGGAGCCGAAGUUCUGACCUCAUCUUUCUCUGCUAUAUUGCCACAUCAAGACACAGUCGCUGCCUUUUAUGAAGUCUUGAAUGUAAUGUUUUUUUUAUGCUGUUUGCUAGAGUGAGAUUCAAGGCCUGAGCAGAGUGCAGCAUUCCUCCUUGCUGCUCUGCUGGCUCUGUUAGUAUAGUAGUGACACGUUUAUUUAAAACAAUGUGUACAGGUGAGCUGUGGCAAGGUGUCAUGACCGCUUGCAAAAUUAGCUUUGAUUGUGUCAUCAUCUGAGUUACUCACUAAUCUGUAAUGUUGUAUUUUAUAGAUCUGCAGGAUUGUAGUUCUUUUGUUUUUCCACCAGUCUAGGCCUUCAUGUAAACUGUGAAGUAUUGAUACUGUUCAUGUUGUCUGCUGAGAAAAAGGAGAACUUGAAUUCUGCCAUGUUGGGGUUUCUCUUUUACUGUAAUUUGUUUCACUGUUUUGUAGAUACAUUAAUUAGAUUGAUGUCAAGGCUUCGACCCUUCAGCGUUACUGUUUUUGGCAGUGUUUGUCACGCACAUACAGUUUGUCUUGAAGGUGAGAGCUGUCAGGUAAAGUAGUUCUAAUUCUGUUCAGGGAGUUAACAUUGUGUCAAGGGUUACAAACAGAAGCACACUGAAAUGAUCUGUGCUGACAAAAGUAAUACGUUUGGAAUAUUUGGAAUCAUAGGUUUCUGUACAAAUCUCUUCAGUUGUUGUGGCGCAUACUGUAGAUUCAUAUGCACCAUUGAGUACUUUAGUGUUACAAUACUGAUAUUGUUAUUCAGGAUUGCCAUUGGGGCACCAAGGUUUUAUGUAAAAUUCAUUUCAGCAUAAAAGUGACUCCAUGAACUGUAAAAUAUCAGUGUGUAUCAAAUAAAGAGUUGGUUUAUUAUGACUUAA